Messenger RNA from Octopus sinensis (East Asian common octopus), 7352 nucleotides. RefSeq lists its product as uncharacterized. The transcript has 8 exons. NCBI's taxonomy places the organism in Eukaryota, Metazoa, Mollusca, Cephalopoda, Octopoda, Octopodidae. The record is from RefSeq and is a predicted model, not a curated record. Bases 708 to 5300 code for a protein of 1530 amino acids. Gene Ontology annotation, biological process: protein ubiquitination; Notch signaling pathway.
CAACAGUAAACUAACACGGCAGCGAGGUUGGCGGGCCGAUAGCUCGAACCGUGUCUUAGUAGACGACACACUUUAUGUACACAAACACAAACACUUUCGUUUUCUUUUCUUUCUUCUCUCUCUUUCCCUCCCCCCCUCUCUAUACAAUCCCUCUCGUCACCCUUUCAUUAUCUCCCUCUCUCUCCUCCCCUUCAAUCACUACUUCUACUCCUCUCUUUCUUCAUCCAGCUUUCCUUUCCUCAUUGAUUUCGUAAUUCUCCUCCUCCUCUAUCAUAGAGCUUUUACCGCCCCUCCCUACUUUCACUUUCCUUUCUCCUGCUCCUACUCCUCCUCCUCUCGCAAACCUCUCUCUCCGUUUCGCCACAUCGCCCAAUGUGUAUAUAUACUCCACACUUCCAUACAUUCCCAUACACGCAUAUACCUCUCCUACCCGACUAAUUACUGCUAUCUGCCCGUCUCCGAGUGGUUUCAUUCUACAUCCACUCCAGUCCCUUCCUUGGUCUCUCCUCCUCCUCCUCUUCCUCCAAGCACCACUCCACCACUACUACUCCACCGCCAUCUCAGGUUCUAACAACAGGCGGAACACAAACGUACAACAGGUAGUGGUGGUGAUGGUGGUGAUGAUGUCUGGACGUCUUUACAUGGUCCAAGCUCGCUGGAAGGAUAUGUGAUAUAAUGUUUGUUAGAUGAUUUAAAGUGGCUGCAAAAUGUGCAGUGUAUGUGGAGGUAUGGAGGUGCAUGUAUCAAACAUUCCAGAGAACUUCGACAAGAGUCAACUUCUGGAGUACUUCAAUGGUCAGGAACAUGGGGGCAGUUACAUAACGGAUAUAGCCUACCCGCUGCGUAACAAUGAGGCUGUACUUCUUUAUAAACAUCAUAAAGGUGUACAGUUACUGACACAGAGCAAUCACCAGUUGGAAAAUGCCCAGUUGACGCUCAAAGUUUUGCCGAAACCAGUUUUUGUGUCAAUGACCGCAACUCUCGACCCCGAUAUCACAAACCUGCUGUUGAGAAAUGAGAAGUACAUCCGAGAACUCACUUCAAUCCCCAAAGUCCGGUUCGGUAUUGAUAAACGUACCUCACUUUAUGGCUUGGAAGGAACCUGGUAUUCACUGGAGUGUGCCAAGGUUCUAUUAGAGAAGAUGCAGGAGAGUGGAUCUGAAUGUGAGUCGCCGAAAAAGAGCAGCAAAGACAACUUAAAUGAAAAUCUGGAUCCACAGAAAGAAAACCUCUCAAGUAACAGCCCUUUCCAUCAAUUAAAUGACUCAAAGCUAAAAGACACUAACAUGACAACAACAAACACAACAACAUCCCCAACAACAACAACCACAACAGUGCCAACAUUGUCAUGUGCUGUAGCAGAUGGCACCAGUGAUAAACAGAAGCCAGAGUCUGGUGGAUACAGUGGCAUCGACUUUGACAGCCCCAGGCAUCGUCGAGCUUACAUGAAACUGGCUCGUGAGCGAUUUUUAUCGACCUUUUACCAACCUGACAAAUCAACAGUGGUCUAUGAUGAGUAUCAUUACCCCGACAGCCAGUGGGAGCUGUACAAGAAAGAAGGAAGGAUGCGUAACUGGAGCACACGUUCAAAUAGAGAUGAUAGCUUAGAUCGAGACAAGAAAAUCUCAGACCAAGCCGGGGAUUCCUUGUUAAAGCCAGAUGGCUGUGAUGCAGCAAAACCUCAAUGCCAUGACUUGAACCAUCUUGAUAAAGUCCAGGGACAAUGGCUGAAAGAAGCAGACCACAGAGAUUCCUCACCAUGUCAUAUUCGCAAAUCUAGUUUUUACUGGGAAGAUGUGAGAAAGUCAGUCAAUAUUAAAGGUGACUCUGAAUAUGAGAAAGGAGCUGAUGGUGUGGUGCCAUCUUCUUGCCAACAGGCUGAUUACCAUUGCUCAGGGGAAAACUGUCUUGGCACAAACUGUGAGGGAUCUUCCCGACGAACUAGCCCGACACCACGCUCUAAGGAGUGUCAAGGAGUAGGAAAUCAAUGUAAAAACUCUCAGGAUAAAGAUUAUGGGGCCGCAAAUACUCGUGAAUGUCACAAACAUUUAGAGAAAACAAAAGAAACUUGUACCCGCAACAAAUGUAACCGAUGUCACUCUAGAGACCGAAUCUGUGAUGAGAGAGAUCUAGAAAAAUCUUGCAUCAGUUCAAGCAGAGCAAAAAGUCGUAGAACUCACCGGGGAAGUGUCUCACAUCGAAACAGUAGUCGAAGUAGCAGCUUUUCACCAAAUCGGGAUCGGAGCGAAAGUUGCCAGAGUCAAAACUUGCAUUACCGAGGUUUAAGUGAAGCCCCUGAUAGAACACAUGAAAGUCCUGCACGAAGACGUAGUGCUCAUUGGACUGAAAUUAAGACGUCAACUGAAAAAAGAGGUAGUAUUGGAGAUAACCAACAAGAUCGGCUAGAUCCAGCGUGGACUUCUGUUGAGAAAACUUCUAGUCGAUGUCGUAACAAUAGCGUUGAUGGGUCAUCAGACAACAGCCCAUCACCACACCGCGGAACAUGUCGCGAGAGGGGGAGCUCAGAAACAAGGAGCCAUAAAAGCAGUAAACAUGAACCACUGGACCCUAACACACCAGGGAGUUACCGUCGUGGAAGUAGCAAUUUUGAAAAUGUUAAUACAAGUUUGCCAUCUCCACGACAGUGUGGAAACAGUGUCUUGGAUUCUGCCGACUCAAAUCACUGUCCAUCGUUACACAAGACCCAUCAGAGCAGCAGGGAGGCUAAAGGUGGAAAGCGCUCUCCGCUGGUCCGGCAGAGACGUAGUAGCUAUGACGACAGUGUGGAGACUAACUGCUCCCCAUCACGACAAGAUGACCAAUGUGAAGUUAAGAGCUGGCGAGACAGACACCGACAUAGUAGUCAUGAGGAUACAGGGGUAUCUGAAAAGGGAUACCAGCAACACUCGAGUGAAGAACAAACUGAAGAUGUCAACUCACCUGUGCAUCCACCUCGUGGGAGAAGACGGAAACCUAAACGACAAAAUCCACCAAUCAAAGCUAAAAGUGCUACUGAUAAAAUGAGUGACUGUAGCAAUACUACACAGUGUAAACAGAAAACUGAUGAUAGCGCAAGCGAGUGCAAAUCAAAGUCUGCAAUACCGCGGUGCGUUGGCUUCAGGGAUAAAGACUUACAAUUCCUAGCUAACUUCUCUCUCCAUUUUCAAGGUGGUAUCUCUGUUGUUGUACUUUGUGAAAGUAUUACCCAUAUCGACACGACAGUCAUUGUCAGCCCAGCCAAUCAGCUUCUCCAGAGCACUGGCGGUAUCGCACAAGCCAUCUCUCAUGCUGCCGGCCCUGAUUUUGAUAAGAUGUGCCGGGAAAUAUCCCUGAAAAAUGGCUUGUUGGAUGUUAGCAACAUAGUGUGUACCAGAGCUGGUGGGCUAUUAAGGGCAAAUUAUGUUAUCCAUGUCUCUGCCCCAUUUUUUAAUGAUUAUGCUGAUAUCAAGCAAUGUCACAGCGCAUUGGUUCAUAGUUAUAUCAACUGCAUUAAUUACGCAAAUGGAAAGUUAAAAGCCAGGUCGAUAGCAUUUCCUCCAAUAAGUACAGGGGAGUUGCUUGGCCUCACCAAAAGCUCCAGUCAGCCAUUGCAAGGUUCAUUUGGAGUUGAUUUUGACUUGAGCAUCAAUGCUUUCUACGACGCUCUGCUCAUUUAUACCAGUGAUGAGAAUACGCCGAAAUUACUGAAGGACAUCCGACUCGUGAUCAACGACCGUGAUAGUGUGACGUUUGCCAUCAUCAUCCUCAACCAGCUGAAUUCGAUGGACUCUAAAGAAAUCACAGAGGCUGCCCUGGAGCGUUAUAAAUUUUCUUGUAGGAAACAAUCCCAAAGACAUUGUUCACAGCAGACAAAGAAAGCUGCCAAUGUUUCUGCAGAACCAAAGACCAGUGAUGCAAAAGUAAAGAAACAGUUGGUUCCCAAAGAAUCCCAGUUAGAACCACCAGCACCAUCAGAAGUUAAUAAACCAAUAGGGUUGGGUUCACCUCGUCGCAGUCCCUCCUACACCCAAGCAAUGUGCCAACUGGAGAAUGGCUGCAUGACGAAGAACAACGAUGCACAAACCAACUGUGAACAGAAAGCAAAUUCUUUAAAUUUCCGCAAGAAGGCUGAUUGCAAAAUCGAUGAAGAGAGUCCAGAUGGAGUCACAUCGUGCCUUUCAGCUUUAAUUCAUCAAACCAAAACAACUCUGGGAGCCAUUAGAGAAACUAAUCUGGACCGGAAACGAUCCAGUUCUGUGGGGUCGGUAGUGCGAAACCGAAUACAGUCUAGCGUUGUAGGUGGAAGUGACAUGGAUGUUCGCGUCGGCGCAAGGCUGGCUAGAUCCACUUCAUGCCAUCUGGAAAAAGAUGAGAAAAAUGCUGCUAAUGCGACCAACAACACAAACAGUAGCAACAAUGUUAACAGCAAUUGUGAAGAUGGAGGAAAAGGAUGUAGCAGUAAAGAAACAAAAGGUUCCAAGGCGUCCUGCAGCUCUGCGACAUCAACGCCGUCCAAAGGUCACCAGUCUACUUCCGUUAAACAAUCACUAUUGAGUACAUCACAAAAAGUCCAUUCUAAAGACUCAUCGAAACCUCGUUCCGGUUUCCAACCGCCAAAAAGCAUGGAGAGUACAUCAGAGAAAGAAUCUAAAUCGUCAAGCCAUCGUGGAGAAAAGAAUAAGAAAGACUCGGACAAAUCAAAGAAGGAUGGAGAUUAUGAUAUGCGUGCAACAAACCACAUCAAUGCUCUUCUGGACAAAGAGCGCGACUUAUGUAGCAGCUGUCGAGAGAGAAUUGGUCAACGAGAAGAACUGUGCUGUGGUCACUGCUUGUGUAAAGCAUGCUACCGUGAAAUCACAAAGAAAAAACCUGUCUGCCCUGACUGUGGCACCGUGUAUGCACCGAUUGUUGGGGAUCAGCCCAAGAACGGCAAAAUGUGUGUGACAUUAGAACAUAAACUAAAAUUGCCCGGAUAUGAGACAGCCAAUGGAACUAUUGUCAUUAAUUAUACAAUACCUGAUGGCAUACAAGAGUCAUGCCACCCAAACCCAGGAAAACGUUACCAUGGUACAUGUCGUACGGCCUAUCUACCCAACAACCGCGACGGCAACGAGGUACUGAAGUUAUUGCAGAAGGCAUUUGAAUCACGCCUCACUUUCACCGUUGGCCAGUCACAGACAACUGGUCGCAAGAAUGUUGUCAUCUGGACUGACAUAAACCACAAGACCAGUCCUUGUGGAGGUCCAGCUAACUGUGGCUUCCCUGAUGCAUCGUACCUUUCUAUGGUAAGGCAACAGCUCGAGAAGAAAGGCAUCAAGUGAGCCACGCUUACCGAGUGAAGACAACAUGCCCAGACUUCCCUGUUCCCACUUCAAACUCUCAUGAAAACCAUUCAACUAAGUCAAUCAUUAUCUUCCAGAUCAUUCCAAAAUUUUGACAAAAACAGAAAAGAAGGUAAAGAACAUAAUUCAAAGACACCCAUGCCACCACUGCUCCUCCUCCUCCUUCUCCUCCUCCUCCUCCAGCACCACUACUACUACUACUACUACUAUUUCUACCACAAUAAGAUAAACACAAAUAGUAAUGAUCAAAAAAAAAAUAUUAAACAUUAAAGCAAUAAAUACACAAAAGAAAUCACAAUUACAUAGAGCCCCCUCCACCACCACCUCCUCCUCCACCUCUCUCUCUAGCUAUACACACACACACACACACACACACAUUCACCUGGCCUUCUCAUUUUCUCAUACAUUUUAUUCUCCUCCUCUUUAUACUCUUCUUACACCCUCCUCUUCAUUUCAUUCCUGUUUCUCAAUCUCUCUCUCUCUCUCUCUCUCUCUCUCUCCCCACCUGUUUCUUCCAUGUAUCUAACAUCACUAAAACAUCCCCCCCCCACCACCACCACCUCCCCCAAUCUCCUCCCCACCCUAUCACACCACCAUUACAGUGCAUGUCUUUUAACAAGGAAAUUACUGCUACAACGAAAACACAGAAAAAAAUAUAAUAAAGAAACCACUCAAUUCAGGAAGAACAGUGGGGGGUGGGGGUGGGGGCGAAUUUCCACAGAAGACCAACCCCUAACCCUUAUCACACACCAAAUGGUUGAUGGAGGAGAAAAAAAAAGAGGGGGGGAGCGACGAAAAAAAUGAAGGAAAUGAAGAGGAAAGGAAGAAAAAUGAAAAUAAAAAUCAUUGGAUGACAAAUGAGUUAAUUAGAAAUAAAAGAAUUCCAAUUAACUAACGAGACAUUUUAUAAUGAAAAGAAAUGAAAAAGGAAAAUAAUUAUGACAAUGAUGACGAUGUCUUAUUUGCCACAAGGGCAAUGGGACAUGACAAGGAGCAGUAAAGGUUUUUAUGCUGCGCAAAUUAUGGAAAAUCUCAAAAAAGCAGGCAUAGAAAAAGGUAAUCUAUGCCCUAAAAGAUGGGGAAGGCACUUAGGGCCAAACAAGGAACCCCAAAGAUCCAGAAUUACACUGAGUACAAAGGGGCAACUGCCCUUCUCCAAUCUCUGUUCUCCGGCAUACAGGUUAAAUAAUAAUAGUAAUAAUGAUGCUGAUGAUGAUAUCAUUAUCAUGUUUAUUAUAACAAUGUUAAUAUCAUUUUUGUUUUCUUAUUUUUAAAAUCCGCAUACAUUGUAUAACAUUAAGACAGAAAGACAACUUGUGUGUGACCGUCUCUGUACGAAGGUGGAGUCAUGUGUGUGUUUAAGCAUGCAUAUAUGUGUGUUUUGUGUGUGUAUAUAUAUAUAUAUAUAUACACGUGUACAUAUAUACAUAAAUAUGCAUAUAUACGCAGAUGUGCAUACAUACACAUGUACAGACAUACAUAUAUGGUCAUUUUAAAGACCUUGUGCAAUUUUAAAUUUCAAUAACUCAUUAUUGAGAAUAGAAUUAAUUUGUAAUUGAGGUGUGAGGCAUCUAGUUUAGCUUCUUUAAUUCAAACAUUUAUUAUAUUUGUUUAUUAGGUUAAAAAAAGGAAAAGAAUCCUUACUUCAACUUCAUUUUACGGUGAUGUUAAAAACAAGCUAUUGUUUAUUCCAUUUUCUAUCUGAUUCUAUAGAUGACUUUGGAGUGAGAAUAACAAAUGUGAUUCCAGGCAUAACUGAAAAUAUGCUAGGAAAUGUCUUUCUAGAACUUUCCAGUGACCCUCUCUCUAUUUGCAUUAUUGGAAGACAUGCUGAAACACUCUCAAGAAGAUUCAUUCAGAUCAGAUUAAUUCUGCCAUUUAUGCAACUAAACUUAUACACAAUUAAAUUUGCACAAAACUUUUAUACUGAACCCUUUAUACAGUGUGUGUAUGUGUGUGAAAAUAAGUUGGGUUUUUCUUUAAACAAGUGCAGAAGGAGAGGUUUAAAGAAAAGAAAUUGGAAAAGUAUUU